AAACAUUUCCACACCAUCAAAAUGUCAAGACUAGAUCCUUUAAUAGUAUCUGGGGUAAUAGGAGAUGUUUUGGAUUCAUUUACAAGGUCUAUAGACUUUAGUGUGGUUUAUAAUAAUAGGGUACAAGUCUACAAUGGUUGUGGUUUGAGGCCUUCACAAAUUGUCAACCAACCUAGGGUUGACAUUGGAGGAGAUGAUCUUCGCACUUUUUACACUAUG
This is a messenger RNA of Nicotiana tabacum (common tobacco), 219 nucleotides long. The record is from RefSeq and is a predicted model, not a curated record. Lineage: Eukaryota; Viridiplantae; Streptophyta; Magnoliopsida; Solanales; Solanaceae.